Messenger RNA from Sinocyclocheilus rhinocerous, 3221 nucleotides. RefSeq names its product high affinity cationic amino acid transporter 1-like. Gene Ontology annotation, cellular component: plasma membrane. Gene Ontology annotation, molecular function: L-lysine transmembrane transporter activity; L-arginine transmembrane transporter activity; L-ornithine transmembrane transporter activity. Lineage: Eukaryota; Metazoa; Chordata; Actinopteri; Cypriniformes; Cyprinidae. Gene Ontology annotation, biological process: L-arginine import across plasma membrane; L-ornithine transmembrane transport. Bases 302 to 2257 code for a protein of 651 amino acids. The record is from RefSeq and is a predicted model, not a curated record. The transcript has 12 exons.
UACCUUACACGUCGCAAAUGACCACACACACUACACACCACCUGUCAGGAGACUCAGAGCCCACAUAACCACAGACGCCUGAGCUGGAGGACACACACAAUCUGAGGGAAGUUUUCCUGCAACACAAGUAUCAGUGGAUCCAGUGUGCUCUGCUCUGAAACCAGCUGCAAGGUAAACAACACAUCUGAACAAUAUUCCAAACAUUGUGAAUCCUCUGCGUUGGUGGGUAAAGCAGAAACAUUGUGAGAGGAGAAACUUUGAAAAACGAGGCACAAAAAGAAGCUGUCGUCAAAUCAAAUUAAUGAUGGUUUUGAAAAAGCUUCUGCGUUUCGGGAAACAGCUGCUGAGAGUGAAGGUUGUCGACUGCAACUCAGAGGACUCGCGACUCUCCCGAUGUCUGAACACCUUCGACCUGGUGGCUCUUGGUGUGGGCAGCACCUUGGGAGCUGGGGUGUAUGUCCUCGCUGGAGCGGUUGCCCGGGAAAAUGCCGGACCGGCCAUCGUGCUUUCGUUCCUCAUUGCAGCCCUGGCCUCAGUGCUCGCUGGCCUCUGUUAUGCAGAGUUUGGGGCAAGAGUGCCAAAAACGGGCUCAGCGUACCUGUACAGCUAUGUGACUGUAGGGGAGCUAUGGGCCUUUAUAACUGGCUGGAACCUAAUACUUUCAUACGUUAUAGGUACAUCAAGUGUUGCCAGAGCUUGGAGUGCCACAUUUGAUGAGCUCAUUGGAAAGCAAAUUGAGCAUUUUUGUCGACAAUACAUGUCUAUGAAUGCUCCGGGCAUUCUGGCGGAGUACCCAGAUAUGUUUUCCGUAUUCAUCAUCCUCACUCUCACAGGCCUUCUGGCCUUCGGGGUGAAGGAGUCAGCCAUGGUCACCAAAGUGUUCACCUGCAUCAACAUCCUGGUGCUGUUGUUCAUGGUUGUAUCUGGACUGGUCAAAGGUACACUGAAGAACUGGCACCUGGACCCUGAUGAGAUUCUUAACGGAAACAAUUCCACCAUUAACAGUGCCACACAGCCCCUGCCAACAGAAGAGAUUCUGGGUGAAGGUGGGUUCAUGCCUUUCGGCUUCACAGGGGUCUUAUCAGGGGCCGCUACCUGCUUUUAUGCCUUUGUCGGGUUCGACUGUAUCGCAACUACAGGUGAGGAGGUGAAGAACCCCCAGAGAGCCAUUCCCAUCGGCAUCGUCUCCUCCCUCCUUAUCUGUUUUGUAGCGUACUUUUGUGUAUCGGCCGCCCUCACCUUGAUGAUGCCGUAUUACAUGCUGGAUAAGAACAGCCCACUUCCCGUGGCCUUUAAGUAUGUCGGCUGGGAAGGAGCCACGUACGCUGUGGCGGUAGGCUCCCUUUGCGCCCUGUCCACCAGCCUGCUUGGCGCCAUGUUCCCCAUGCCCCGUGUCAUCUGGGCCAUGGCUGACGAUGGCCUGCUCUUCAAAUUCAUGACUGGGAUCAACGAGAGAACAAAAACUCCCAUACACGCCACUAUAACAGCAGGCUUUGUCGCAGCUAUUAUGGCUUUCCUGUUUGACCUGAAGGACCUGGUUGAUCUGAUGUCUAUAGGAACUCUUUUGGCCUACACACUGGUCGCUGCCUGUGUUCUAGUACUAAGGUACCAGCCCGAGCAGUUUUCUCCAACAUAUCACAUAUCCAACACACAGGAAGAGAUGGAAAUGAGUGAGACCAUAAGUACGCCCAGCAUGGGGAUUCUUCCUGGCAUAGAAGAGCGUUUCAGCUUCAAAACGCUGAUCUUCCCCAACAUCACUGAACCCUCCAACCUUUCAGGCUUCACCGUUAACGUCUGUGCGAGUCUGCUUGGUCUGCUGAUCUUCAGCUUCAGUCUGAUGGCCGUCCUGGGCGGAAGUGCAAUGUGGAAUAUUGUCGCUCUCAGUGUCUUGUUCAGCAUGUGUGUCAUUGUCACAUUUAUCAUCUGGAGACAACCCGAGAGUAAAACCAAGCUCUCUUUUAAGGUUCCUUUACUUCCAUUCAUCCCGGUGGUCAGCAUGUUUGUCAACGUGUACCUGAUGAUGCAGCUGGACAGGGGUACUUGGAUCCGAUUCGCCAUCUGGAUGUCUAUAGGACUCAUAAUCUACUUUGGCUAUGGAAUCUGGCACAGUACUGAAGCCACACUGGCCCAUUCCAGUAUGGACGAGGAACUGAGUGUGUACAAACCCGCCCGAGGCCUAAACAGGGACAGUGUGACCCCGGAAAAGGAGGCUUUCCUCUGUAACGGAUCACGGGGUGAUGAGGACCGAGAUCUCUAAUGUGGAACAGUGUUACAUUAUUUACUCAAACUUUACAUGAAAGCACACCGCCGGGAGGUUAUGAGGAGCACAGGCCGUUGGAAUCGAAUCAGAUGGAGCUCUAUGACCCAUUUAACAAUGUCACUUCCUUGUCAAGACGUCUAAGAGUUUUAAGUGAGCGGAGUCACUUAAAACACAACUCAAGGGUUUCGUUUCCUACUUCAGAAAUCUUGAAGAAACCAAAACAGGCACAGGACCUUUUAUUGAGCGGUUGUAGAAUAAAAAAAACAAUGUAGGCAUCUGUGAGCUGCAGUAUUUUAUGUUGGCGGCUGCUUUUAUUGAAUGAUCUAAGUUAACUUGUGCCUUUUGUCUUACUAUUGCAAUUGAAACUAAACCAGAGUUGCUUGAUCUAAAUCUUAGAUGUCAGUGUUUAGGGUUUUACGUAUCUGAACAUGCCUUUACAAAGGAGGAAAUCAAAUCAUGCUUGGCUUUUCUGCUGAAUCUGUAGUGUCUGAGCAGUCCCAUUUAGAAACCUUUUCUGGCUGGUUUGAACUGCCCUGAUCCAGAAUUUGUAGGUUUUUGCUGGUCCACCUAGAUUAGACCUUUAGAUAGUAUUGCCACCUGGUGGCGUGGUGGUUGGGCAGUCACCAGGGUUAGUUGCUUUUAUCUGUCACAGUGCUGGCUACUGUGUCGUCUAUGCAGAUGGAGUCUGCCUCUUCGCCUGCGUCUUAAUGUUGCAUAAGCAGGCGUUUUUUUUAGGAUAUUUGGAGAGAAGUUGAUAAAUAGGGGUAUGUUUAUGUAAUUUAAGGUAAUUGGACAUGAAUCAUUGUGAUACACCAUUGUGUUUAUGUCAGUCAAAAUAUUUUACCAAUUAAAAAAUAGUCUAAAGAGUUUUGAAAUCAUUUCUAGGUACUCUACCAAAGAUUAUAAUAAUAUAAAUAGAGGCCACUAUCUCACCAAGGCUGCAUUUAUUUAAUACAGCAAA